UUCCACCUCCUCCUUCUUUCCCAGCCCCUUUUUCCCUCCACUCUCAAAUCCCUCUUGCCUGCUUCUUCUCCUUCAAAGAUCUAGCGCUCGCUCCCUCUCCUCUUAACGGAUCCCUCACUCUUUCCUUUCAUCUCUCCUCCUGUUAGUCUCUCCUCCUCCUCCUCCUCCUCCUCCUCUCGGUUCCAGCAGUAGAGAUUCGGUGAACAGCGGAGGCAGCAGCAGCAGCAGUGUCACUCCACUCGGCAACAACUUGCACCAAAGUGAGGACCUGUCCUCUCAUCUCUUUUUCUUUUUUCUUUUUUAAAAAAAAUCACAUCUUUAUUUGAUUUUGCAUCUUCUCGUUCAGCCUUUUUUCAUCAUUUCUCCUCCACUUGUCCUGCUGUGUUGAUCUCCCUCGGAGCGCAGCAGCAUGAGGGCACCAUGCAUCCCAAAUAGGGUUCCUGUCCUGGCUCCAAAUAGAGCAUGUAGCCAUACGCUUGGCUUUUUUCUGCCUCCUUUUUGCUUCUCGUUGGAAAUAUCUGGGCCAGUCUCAUGUCUGCAGCACUUUAUGUCAUUCUCCGGGCUCCAACUUGCAUGGAUGUGAUAGUUUUUUUUUUUUUUUUUUUUUAAAGGUAUGAAUGCAGGGCAUGUUUAAAUCAUUGACAGAUUGCUGCUCGACCUGAUGAUCGGCAUCGAGCAGCUCGUAUUGACGUAUUGACAGAGGCUGUUGUGCAGCGAAGAGCGUGAUGUUCAUCCUGCGAUGAAGAGCACAUUUUGAAGUCAAACAUCUAAAAGCUGCAGGACGAAACUGGAGACACGUUUUUGCAUUUUUAGAAUUUAUUCCUUCAGUCAUCUUCCCUUUUCCUGCAUCAAGUGAACUGGAGGUUGAACGUAAGAGGAUUGCGACGCCAGGAUGGACUUCUCGGACGAUUCCACGGCUGUCGGGGCCACAUUCACGUCCACUUUACCACCGAACUCAUCUGCGGACGGCGUCAACCAGACGUCGUCUUCGCUGGCCAAAUCCCCUCCCCUCCCCCCCCACUCGCAGGCGGCCUCGUUGUGCAUCGUGCUGGUGGUGGCGGUCAUCAUCCUGGGAACUGUGGUGGGAAACGUGCUGGUCGUGGUGGCCGUGUUCACCAGCCGGGCCCUGAGGGCGCCUCAGAACCUCUUCCUGGUGUCGCUUGCCUCGGCCGACAUCCUGGUGGCUACGCUGGUCAUCCCCUUCUCCCUGGCCAAUGAGAUCAUGGGGUACUGGUACUUUGGCUCCACCUGGUGCUCCUUUUACCUGGCCCUGGACGUCCUGUUCUGCACCUCCUCCAUCGUCCACCUCUGUGCCAUCAGCCUCGACCGCUACUGGUCCGUCACCAAAGCCGUCAGCUACAACCGCAAACGGACGCCCAAGCGGAUCAAAGUGAUGAUCAGCAUCGUGUGGCUCAUAUCCAUCGUGAUCUCCUCCCCGCCGCUCCUCAUGACGCAGAAAGACGGCGACGGGGAGACGGAGGACGGGAGCGAGAUGAGCAGGCAGGAGUGCCUCAUCAACAACCAGACGUGGUACAUCCUCUCCUCCUGCAUGGUGUCCUUCUUCGCCCCUGGCGUCAUCAUGAUCCUGGUCUACUGUAAGAUCUACCGCGUCGCCAAGCAGCGAGCCUCCACCGUGUUCGUGGCGAAGAACGUGAUGGAGAGGCAGCCGUCGCAGUCAGAGACCUGCUUCGUGGGCGGCAGCUGCCAGAGAAAGGGGAAAUCCCAGUACGAGCUGGAGAGCCCCCAGCCUGGACUCCGACGCAGCUUAUCAGUCGCCGACGGCAACAGCGGCAACCACAGGAGAGGAGAGCUGGACGACAUCGACCUGGAGGAGAGGAACUCUGAACCCGUCGUCAAAGAGUCCUUUUCCUCGUCCCUUCGUUUCCCCCGGCGAGCUGGGAGAGCGAAAACAGACGAGGGAAAGGACGUCGACGGUGCAGCCAACAGACUCAGGCUGCCUCCUCCUCCUCCCUCCUGCGCCUCCAUAUCCUGGGCCUCGUCCGACCAGUGCUCCCAGAACUACCUGCUGCCGUCUCCGCUGCCCGUCCGCCACAGACAGAUGUCGCUGUCCAAGAACAAGGUGGCGCAGAUGAGGGAGAAGCGCUUCACCUUCGUCCUGGCGGUGGUGAUGGGGGUCUUCGUGCUUUGCUGGUUCCCGUUCUUCUUCACGUACAGUCUGCACGCAAUCUGCAGAGAGAACUGCACCAUCCCAGAAACGCUCUUCGACCUGUUCUUCUGGAUCGGAUAUUGCAACAGCUGCCUGAAUCCCAUCAUCUACACGAUUUUUAACCGGGACUUCCGCAGGGCCUUCAAGAAGAUUCUGUUCCACACGCAUAAAAAGACCUGAGAGGAGGAGCGUUUGAGCGUGGGCACUGUUUCAGCGCCGUUCUCCACUGUGCUGUCAAAACAACAUUAAAGGGCUUGUCAUACGGCUGCAGUCCCGCUUCUUCAUUCCAGAAUUCCCCCACAGAUCAGGGAAGUCUGGAGUUUCAGUUCAGUAA
Molecule: messenger RNA, 2501 nt
Organism: Fundulus heteroclitus (mummichog)
Lineage: Eukaryota; Metazoa; Chordata; Actinopteri; Cyprinodontiformes; Fundulidae
Product: alpha-2Db adrenergic receptor
Exons: 2
Coding region: 893-2347 (484 amino acids)
Biological process (GO): regulation of smooth muscle contraction; adenylate cyclase-activating adrenergic receptor signaling pathway; regulation of vasoconstriction
Cellular component (GO): membrane
Molecular function (GO): alpha2-adrenergic receptor activity
Source: RefSeq, a predicted model, not a curated record